Clupea harengus (Atlantic herring) is the source of this 3638-nucleotide messenger RNA. RefSeq names its product interleukin-17 receptor D. Lineage: Eukaryota; Metazoa; Chordata; Actinopteri; Clupeiformes; Clupeidae. The record is from RefSeq and is a predicted model, not a curated record. Gene Ontology annotation, molecular function: interleukin-17 receptor activity. The transcript is spliced from 12 exons. The coding region runs from base 285 to 2060 and encodes 591 amino acids.
AUACCAUUCAAUACGUGGAUUUUGUGACCGAUACUAAUUUUAAUGGCCCUAUCCACGUGCUCUUUUUUGCCGCGCCUCCUGUACUCUAAAGAGACCUCUAGUGAACAGAUACUGCCCAAAGGCACCACUCCCUGAACCUUCUCUGUUUGUGCAACCUUUUCUCACCGUCCAACAUAGUUGGAUCGCAAUUGGUUUGUACUACGGGUGCGACUUUGAGAGCCAGACAUUUGUGUUUGGAAUCCUUGUGUACUACGUCCGCCACCUUGGCACCUAGGUGGGUUGCAAUGUGGCGGGGCACACUGACCCUUUGCCUGUCUUUGCUCCUUCAUUCUGGAGCUCUCGAAGAGCAAAUCCACCCACAAAACUGUACGCUGAACUGCAUUCGGAAGGGUGAACCUGAAUGCAAGUACUGCCGAAUAACACAGGAUAACGUUAAAACAGCUUUAGGAUUUACCUCUCCAUUUGGAGCUUGUGUUCCUUGGCCAUGUCAUGCUUUUCUAGGUGAAACUCCACACAUUUGUCAGCAUUAUGUUCACGCUCCACAAAAUGUGGUCGUUGAGUUCUUGCCCAAUCUUGAUCCGAAACAUGAGACUGCCAUUAUAUCAUGGAGCCCCAGUAAACACGGAAUUGCCUUCCUGCGAGGAUUUCAAGUUUCCUUACACGCCUUGGGUGGGGCUCAGGUAGUCUGUCAGCUUUUCUUGAUGCAGCAGAACCUGUCCCUGACACCAGCUCAUACCCAAAUGAUUUACUACUCAGAACCCUUCCCUAUGUUGCCUCUGGAUACUCAGUAUGCAGUGACAGUAAUGGCACUGCCCGUGCCUGAGAAGUGGGACCGAUUUUACCAUAAGAAACUGUUCAGCACAAUCACAUGCCCUCAGAAAAAUGGACUAGAGAAAUGCAAAAAAGACUGGUACCCAACAUACCUCGUUGUAGAGCAAGAUGGUCAUGACAUCAAUGUAACGUUCAACCUUGCACCCCCCGAUCUACAGCUCGGUCGUUAUUUGUCAUCGUGCUAUGGUGGGGGUGAAAGGACAUACACAGCAUUGGAGCCAGACCUCAAAAAUAACAACACACAAUAUACGUAUCGUUUGUCCCAUCUGUACCCUGGAGUAAAUUACACUUGUCAGAUAGCAGCUGAUGUGGUAGAUGCAGUCAAGAAAAAAUUCUUUAUUGAGAUACUGCCAAUAAGAGAAGAUACCUCUUCAUCACUUUCAGACCUCAUCCUCCUCAUCUCCCUGCUCUCUCUUGGCGUGUUCCUAGCCACUACUGUUGCCGCUCUCAUAGCUCUGUGCAAGAGAAAAAGGGACAAGCUAAACAAGAAGUACACAGCUCCAGACAUUUGUCAGCAAUUCCAUGACAGACCUGAGGGACAGUGUGUGGCUGUGAGCAGUAAGUCCAGUCCACCAAGCCUGCUGAUAGUCUAUUCAAGCAGCGAUGGUCCUGCUCAUGUUCGGGUUGUCCUACAUCUUGCAGCUUUCCUGCAAAGGCAUAUGGCAAUUAAGGUUUUUCUGGAUCUGUGGGAGUCUCUAAGUUUGAUGGAGGACGGUGUGCUGGGAUGGUACAGCAGGAAGAUUGCAGAGAGCGAAUAUGUGCUGGUCAUCUGCUCCUCGGGUCUCCAUCACAGACCACAGGAGAAAAAGGAUGGUGGGAAGGAAGAAGACCAUCCAGAUCAAAACAUGUCUUCAGCCAUUGUAGCUGUGAUUGGCGAGGAGCUCUGUCGAGCCAAAGCCAGGGGCCAAGACCUGUCCAAAUACAUUACAGCAAACUUUGAAUACUCUAAAGAGACAGAUGUGCCAGCGGUAAUGGGUCUGGCAUCCCACUACACCCUCACCGCAGACUUCCCCCUACUGUUCUCCCAUAUUCAUGGGCUGGCCCUCCAGCAGCCUGGGGUCUGUCUGCAGAUAGAGCAUAUCUCUGAGGACUACUACAAACUUCCUGCUGGGGAAGCACUACAGAGAGCCAUCCUGGAGGCUAAGACUGGGCUCAGUGAACAACAUGAAUGUGAAGAUAUGAAAGGACCUACAACUACCACUACUACAAAUGGAUGGAUGAUGUUAUGAAUGGAAAUCUUAAUGAUUUUGAAUGGGAGAGUGUGUAUGGAUCCAUUAGCACGGAGCAAUAUCAUGGUCUAAAAAUAAGGGGGUACAGAAUUUUGAAGGCACACAUUUAUAGAAUGUUAUUUGCAGAAUAUUGUUUUGGCUAUUUCAGCUUUCUGAGGGGUAGUUUGUACCAUGAUUACUAUCCAGGGGUAAUAGACUCCUGACUGUCCUUGGGUAAUAAAUAUACUGAUCCCUGACAGAAAAGAUGCCAUGUUGUUGGUCCAGUACACUGGGCUAAACCAUAAUCCUGCUGCCUGAACCGGUUAUGUGUUCCAAACAAACAGCUGUUCAGUUCAGUUCAGUUCAUGCUUGAACAUGGGAUUGCAGAUAUAAGUGUUCUAUACUUUACGUAGCUUACGUACAUCGAUGCAUUGUAUUUAAUAAGCAGAACACCUCAUGAUUUGUCUUUUGCACUUUUUAGCAGAACACUGGUAGAUUUUCGAAAAUGCCUCAUUAAGAUGCACUUACAGGUUAAAACACUGGACACUGCUGCUGCUAAGUCCUGAAAGCUAGACAUCACAGUUUUUGUGAUGGCCAACAUGUACUUAACCUCAGCAUAACUGUUUCAUAUAUGUCAUAUAUUCAAAUGUAUAUAGUACACUUAGUGAUGACAUUACAUGUUUGUUGUUGCACAUAGGCUAAUUAUGUUCUCUUAAUGUUAUCUUUAUCUUUGUCUCCUCAUACUACAAAUAAGCUACUCUGGUCAUGCUUCCUGUUUUAUAUGAUAGGACUAUUAUGAUGGUAAUCAAAUUUAGCUUGAUUCUUCUCAUUUUCAAAAUUAGGCCUUUCUAAAUUAGAAAUUGUGUUUAGUAUUUGUUCCUUGGAUUGCCAUUUGGACAUUGUGAAUUGUCCAAAUGGCAGCUGUCAAAGUGCUUAGAAGAGAAGUUGAUUUACUUCUUUAGGUUGACCCUAGGGUGCAGUAGGUUAACCAUUAUCAUUUUUAUAUGCUGUUUUGAUGAAUCACUGGUAAUAUUAUGAAAGCAAUAUUAUUUCUGUCAGAUGUAUCAACUCUGAUGGUAUAUGACACUGAAACUUUUAUAUCGUUGUACUGUUUUUCACCAGUAGAUCUACACGUAAAAUUACUUAAAUUAAGUGGUUAAAUUAGAGGGCGGCUGGUUUUUAGGUGUAUGCGUAGAUAUUUAGAUAGAGACGUCAGGCCUUUGUGUUAGGCCUUUGCACAAGAAAGUAUCCAUCUUGUCCGGCAUUAUUAUAUGGCUUUAACAUCUAUAGUCUCUUGUCUACACACCACAGGCUUUCAACAUGGACUACAUGUGAAUACAAGUAUUCCAGUAGCUCUCUUGAUAGAACCAGAGAAUCCCACCAUGUCCAUGGGUUGUGGAAAAUUAAUGCAACCAGGUGUGCAGUCAUCAAAUACAUCAGAAAUGAAAUGUUUUGGCAAUAACAACACUGGUGUAAAAGCUAUUUUAUUGAGUGUGUGUUCUCAUUGAAUUGCUUUAUUAUCUGAGUAUUAGAAAACAUAACCAAACAUUAAAGAUGAAGUGUACGAAGGUACAGUAUUUUCUAAUGUGAGGAAUUAUA